Molecule: messenger RNA, 10270 nt
Organism: Drosophila biarmipes
Lineage: Eukaryota; Metazoa; Arthropoda; Insecta; Diptera; Drosophilidae
Gene: jeb
Exons: 3
Coding region: 1622-3301 (559 amino acids)
Biological process (GO): positive regulation of MAPK cascade
Cellular component (GO): terminal bouton
Molecular function (GO): protein binding; transmembrane receptor protein tyrosine kinase activator activity
Source: RefSeq, a predicted model, not a curated record
UCGAGCUCGACUUUCACCCGCUGACCGAGAGCACGAGCUGGAGCUGAGGCUGAAACAGAAGCAGACGCAGAAGCCCGGAGGAGAAGAGGUGGCACCAGAACCAGCAGCGGGACCAGGAGCAGGCGGAGAAAGUAGGAGCCGGGGAAAGGAGAAAGCGAGAGAGUGAGAGAGAGAGAGAGAGAGAGCGGACCCAGCAGCCAGUUCUCCGAGGAGUGAAAUUCGAGGCGGGGCGUGGAGGAAGUGGGUGUACGAGUGCGACUACCAUAAAGUGGAAAUCCGAAACGCCUUGAGCAGCGGCAGCGACGUCGGCCGAGGCAGCGACCGCGACGCAGGCAGCGACGGCGGCAGAGGGACACGCGUCAGGCGGCCAAGCAAAAGGCAGACAAACAGGCAAAUCCUGCUGAGACGACACGACGAGUCCUUGCUCGUCGGUUCAAACGUGCGGAACGCUCUUGGAGGCAGCCGAUAAAAAAGAAAUACCACUAGAAGCCAAGCUAGUCCACCAAACACCACUCACACUCACCCAAAACAAGGGAAAGUUUUCACCACAAAAAAAAAAACAAGUUACAAGAAAGCUACAAGAAACCCAAAACAACACUUUCGAAAAAUAUCCCAAGAUAUAGUCCCCCAUUCAAGUGCAGUGACUCGUGUGCAAAAGUUAUCCAACCACAAAACCCCACAAAAAAAAACUAAGUGCCGCAAGCUGAGAGAGCUAAACACGAAAGAAGUGCUAAAAGUUCCUUAAAAAUUAUUAAUAAAAAAACCAAAUAUUUGUUCAACUGCUUGUAAAAAUAUACAAAUUAUACAACAUAAAUAUUCUUUGCAUUUUAACAAAAGCAUAAGAGAGCAGCUCAAAAACCGAAGUGCCGUGCAAAAACUAACUAAUAAGCCUACUAAAGAUAUAUGCAAACGAACGACUGGCCAGUGUAGAAAAGCUCUAUAGAGGGCCUAAAAGAGUAAAACCCUAAAUCAAAACCCCAGAGAACUGGGAGUGCUAGCCCGAAAGCCGACGGAGGACAGCAACUAGUUGUUGUCAGAGGCCAACAACCAGGUUCAAGCGGCCGUAUACCUAUACACGUUUAAGUGCCCAUACCCAUACCCACUCUCCGACUCCACCUACCCGGGCGGAACCCCAACUCCCCGGCCCGAGUAGACAAUUGAUUAUUGAUUUUGUCUAAGGCUGCAGAACUUCACAGCUUAACGCAAAACAAACUUGGCAGCAGGGCCACAAGGGGCGACGAGAGCCGAGGGCCUGAAAGAACACCAGUGACAAGAAGGGGCCGUUGAAAGGCAGCCAGAAAAACCGGAAAAGCGGGUGGCUCGGAAAAGUGCUCCGAUAUCGGCCAGUGUUGUGCAAUGCCAGGCUCAGGCCGGCACAGUGUUGGUCAGCGGUGUGGGGCCUAGAGGCCCAGGCCGAAAAGCGUCGAGAUCCCAUAUAGAGAAACAAUCUUAAAGUCGGGACUUUCCCCACCACCAGCACCGCCAGCCCCAAGGAAACCACCUGCCACCACCACACACCACCCCGCCCUCAAAUAGAUUUCUCCCCCUCUUGGUAACCCCACCCCGAACCGCCAAGAUAAGCCGUCUAAUCGAGAAGCUGCGCCAGACCAACAAACGGAAAAUGUUCUGCUCGCUGGCCCAGACGCUCUUCUGCGUCCUGCUCAUCCAGGGCGGCCUCUACGCCCUGCACUUGAGCGGAAACGGAAAUGGCAACGGCAGCGGCAACGAGAAGUCCCUGGCCGAGGCCAAGGCGGCUCUCCAGGUGCCCAGCCAGCCGCUGGGACCCUCGACGGGAGUGUCCGGCGCCUGGCAGACCGCUCCCUCGCAGCAGCAGCAGCACCAGCAGCAUCCCGGAGGAUCUCCGCCGGGCGGUGGAUCCGCAACCGCGCCGCAUGGCCACCGGUCCGCCGCAGCGGCCGCCGCCGAUGCCACUACCGUGCGGCUGAACAAAGAGAUAGCCGACAUGGCCCAGCUGGAGCGGGAGCGGCUGAUGCUCCUGGCCCGCGCCAAGCAGACGGCGGAGCAAUUGGCACCGCCGGCGGGCGGCCAUCACCGCGGCCAUCCCUUCAUCGCCGGCCGGAUACAGAUGCAGCCCAGCGAGGAGCUAGACGUGGGCGACUACCCCGCCCUGCUGCAGCCGGCCGGCAGGGCCUACAUCUUUGGCAAUGUCCAGAAGCAGCCGCCCACGCCGAUCAACCUGGAGCAGGAUUACGAGCAGCUGCGGGAGCUGGAGCACAGGCCGGUGAAGUAUUAUGGCCGAGUGGUGCAGCCGGCGGAGAGGGAGGAGGCGGCGGAGGCGCUCUACGAACCCAUGCACUCCUUCGGAGACUUCGACGACUUCUCGGAACUAGAGCCGGAGCAGGAGCCGCACUUGGGCGAGGAUGAGCUGCUGCGCGAACUGGAUGCCUACCAGUAUCACGGCCUGGAGGAGGAGCCGCUGCCAGAGAAUCCCUACCGCACGCUGGAGCAGCUGGAGCUGGCCGCACCCGACUCCCUGCAGCAGCUCUUCGAGCAGGAGCAAGAGCAGCGUGAUGCCCCCUACAAGGGGAUGCACUCCGCCGGCAAGGGCCACAACCCGGCCAACUACAACAUAAGGGUGCAGCAGAAGUGGGCCCGGAAGCGAAAUGGCCAGGGAAUCGGACAUAAUUCCGAGGCGGAGAAGCAGCUCCAGCGCCAGAUCUUCGCCCAGCACUUCAAGCCGCAGCGAAGUGGCAAACUGUCGCUUUCGGCCAACUCGGAGGCCACGGCCAGCAAGCACCUGAAGCCAUCCAGUCGCUCCGGCUCCAAGGACAGCGAGAAGCCCAUCAACGAGGCACUGGGAGGAGGCAGUGCCUCCGGCUCCACCACAGGCUCCACCUCUAAUGGCAAACAGGAUAUACCGAAGCAGCAGGCGGAGCCGCAGCACUCGCAGCUGGACAAAAAGGAUCCCAGCCACAAGCGAUCCGGAUCGGGAUCGGCGGGAUCCAUGGGAUCGCCGGGAGGAGGCUUCGCCGCGCAGCCGCCCAUGGUUCACAGCAUAGCCAGCCAGCUGAUGCUGCGCACCGCCCGCGGUCAACGGCAGUACGACGUGCCACAAAUCGAGUGUCCCACCGCCAUGGAUGGCAUGGAGCGGUUUGCCUGCCCGAUUCCCGACCGGCAGAGCAGGUAUCGCUGCAUAGACGAUCAUUCGCUGUGCGACGGCUUCAUCGACUGUCCCGAGGGCGAGGACGAGGACCGGAGAUCCUGCAUGUUCUACAAGACGACGAAGGCUCACCUGGACGUGUUAGCGGAUGCGUUACUGCGAUGGGCGCGAGGGCGUUAAGCUCCAACCACCCACCCACACACACGCAUCCACUCUCUAGGACAACAGCACCCCACACAAGAUACACAUAGAACACGAAGAGCUCCUAGAACUUCAAACAUGAAUGUCAAAAAAUUAGUUUUAACUUUAACGCCCCCAGUCAAGCGAAGCCCCAUUAAGUUUAAACACUACCCAAGAACAACUCAAACACACACAGACAAGCCAACCAACCGCCUGUCCUUUGACAUGAGAUAGGAUUCCCCAGAGAAUCCCCUGAAAAACCCCUACCAAUACCAGAAAAAAAAGAACAAAGCCCAGCUUGCAAAGAGCUGAAUGGAUUGCCAAGUAAGAGAACCGAGAGCUAUAAUUAAAAACAAAAUGAGGCAGCAGUUAUGCUUAAAAAAGGUAUGAUUAUUAUUACACUAUUAUUAUUACAAAUUAACUUAAUGAAAGCCCAAGAACAAAAAGCAGUUAUACAUACUAAAGCUAAAUUAUAAUUCAACAAGAAACAAAAGCAUCAAAAACAAGACAAAAUCGAAGACGUUAUUUGGUUCGUUUCUAAUUUGUUUCGCAGGAACAGAGAAUAUGAUGAGGAAAUACAAAAUUGGGCCUAACUAUUUUUAGUAUAUAUUAAAUAAAUAUAUUAUAAAUAUAUCUUACUAUAUGAAAUAUAUAUUUCGUGUACAUUAUUUAAUUAUAAGUGUAUUAAAGUUUAAAUGUUAAAUAAACCAAAAGAAAUGAAAUCAAAACGAAGCAAGCGGCAAAAAGCGACGAAAACCCGAUGAUGAGGCAGGCGAGCAGAGGAGGAAUGAAAUUAUAUAUACAUAUACACAGAAAAAACAGACAUUAAAUAUAUAUUAAUAGUAUACAUAUACCAAUAACAAACAAAUAUACAAUUGAAGGAAAAUAUUGCAUUAGGUUUUAUUGCUGAUAACUGAACAAGCUAACGAGUGCAAUAUAAUAUACUUAUAUACAAUGCAAUAACAGCCAGAUUAGCGACAAAAACAAACAUUUACAACUUAGAUGAUGAAGCAAAACAUUUACAUAAGGAAAAAGACUUGACUUCAUUGAAAACCCCCCUUUUGUUCGACAGUUGCGGCUUGAAAGGCCCAAUGUUUUGGUUAAAGUUUUCUCAUGUUUCAAACUACGUUAGCCUUUAAAGAUAAUUUGCUACUUUUUCGUUUUUCCCAUGUGUGUAAAUAAUACUUUCAAUUUUGAGCCUUGUUUGCCUGUAAAGAUCUCCCUGAAACUCACCCAAGUAUUUUUUUUCGUUCACGAGUAACAACAGUUCUCACGGAAAUGGCAGCUAUCUGUAGUUAAGUAAAUUUAUUUACAUAAUUAAAGUAUAUUUAAAUAACAAUGGACUUAUAAAUAUACAUAAAACGAUAAGCUUAUAAGCGAAACGAAAAGCUUGUACAAAUGCUAACUAACACUGAUCCAUUCUCGACCUUUUAUCCAAAUCACAAUUGUUUUUAAUCCCUUUUCGUAUGUUUUCAUUAGCGCUACUCUCUCGAUUGGAAACGCUGAAAGUUCAACUCAAAUUGUUCGCUAUUACGGGCCCAGUUCCCAACACAAUCAAUCAAUUAAGAAAUACAAUCAAGCAAAUUUUUAAGCCGAAAUUUACGAAUUAAAAUUUUUAAACGGUUGUGUAUGCCAACAAAUAACAAUGGAAAGAUAAACGAGCAUCAAUGGCGAAUUAACAAUAAUAAUGUGUACCCUCAAAAGCGAUUUUCCCACAUUGCAUUUCCUGCGUUUCCCCCUGAAUUUCCCAAUUUAUUUCCGUUUUCCAUUCAAUCGCUUCUCCAUCCAUCGGUUAUUGCUGUUAAUUUUUUAAUCGGCCCGAAGUGUGCAUGUUAAUUGAUGGAUUUGUGUAGAAACCAUAUGUUCAAUUAUUUAAAACGGAAUAACAUAUGAAAUUGCGAGCAAUAAAAUUUCAUAUCGCUAAAAAAUUAAAUAAAUCUAAUUGAGACUACGUUUACGAGUAAGUUUUUGUUCCACAUCGAUCCCCAACCUCCUGCCCUCCUAUAUCAACGAUCUUCGUUAUUAACCGAAAAGUAUAAGUAGGAGAGCGCCGCGGUGUUUUCUUUUAAUUGAUUGAUAACGAUUCAGUAAACAUUUACAUAAAUAACUGCAAAAUAACCCACCUUUAAAUAUAAAUGAAAGUAAAAGUAAAGUAAUAAUAACAGCAACUUCUAUACCAUACGGAAUACUAAACGCAAGACAACGUGUGUAUAACUCUAAGUAAAUGAUAACUACCAUAACGAAUACGAAUACGAAUAAUGUAUGUAUAUGCAAUUAAUUGUAAUCCCCGAAAUUAUGCACAAAUCGAGAACCCAAACAAGAACAAAUGCGCACUAAACAACUACAACCGGAAAACAAAUCAAAGACGAACUAAAGUUUUAAUCACAUUUUUUGAACGAACUACAAUUGAGGUAAAGAUAUAAAAACAACUCUCACACAGACACACAGAUACAUAUAUUUUUGGCCUAUUUUUCUAUAAUCCUAACAAAAACACGAACGAAAUUUUAAAAGCAAAGCGACAACUUCUAUAGGGCAAACCACGAUGAAAAGACACAAGUUCGACUGUAAAUAACAAAAGCAAAAAAACGAAUUCCCCAGAUGAUUUUAUAUUCCAACCAAGAUCGUUUAAAGAUACUUUAACUAACUUUCCUGUAUACUUUCGUACUUUUUGGUUCUCUUUCAGCCUAUUUAAAGAUAUAUUUAAUUUUCCUAUUAGGCCUUUGCGUCUCGCACGCCCUCACAGCAAACAGUAUUGUGUAUAAAAACAAUUUGUAAAUAAACAAUUACGUCUAAAUUAGUGAACAGUUCUUAUUUCCUGUUUUUAAAUGUUUUAUAAUUGUAGAGUAUUUAGUUUAAAACCUAUUUUUUGAAUACCACGAAGUUAGGGAAGGCUACUUAGCGAGGAAAAAUCCAAAGAGCAAAUACAGAAAAUAAAGCUGAAUAAAAAACCAUUGUUGAAUGUUAAAAGAUACAUACACAUAUACACAAACAACCAUAGGUACAUACACACACAUACAAGUAUAAACAUAUAUAUAAGAAUAUAUAGUCGGCCCUUAAACUUGUAUUUAUUUGUAUUUGUAUAUUUGCAGACAGAGAAAAAAACAUCAAAGAGAAAGAUGGGGCGCAUAAUUAACUAUGGGUGGCAAGUGGCAUUGCCAAACAGCUAAUGCCAUUCGCACAAGUUAUAGAAUGAAAAAACGGUCUAUGAAUUUUAUUGAUUUCGUCUUACCCGAACUCUAAUUAAUUAGUAUUUGCUGUAAAUAAUUUUCGCCUUCCUCGUCCUUUGAUCUCGCUGUACCCCCGUCUCUAUCUUUCUCACACUGAUUUCCAUUGUGUAGGAGGUAUAGUUUUAGCGUAAUUCCCCUUUUUAUUUAACCACAGUUUUCUUAACUACUUAUAAUAAUUAAUUAUACAUUAUACGAAUAUAUAAUAAUGCAGAAAAAACAAGAAAAUACACAAAAAAACAAAGAAAAAAGGAAAAACAAAUACACAACUUAAUAUACACUGAAAACGAAACCAACAUGCAUUUCUGAUUUACACCUUCUAACUCUCACAAGAUUUCAGACUACUUCACCACUGUAAUGAAUAUACAUUUUUUGCUCUCCACCAAAACAACUAUUACACCAGACAACACAAACAACAAGUAAGUUAACUACACGUUCAGGCAGCCAAAGACCAUAUUAUAACUUUCUCAAGGAUCCGAGACACAAUGCACAUAUUUACCUUUUUGAGUUCGUAGUUCAGCUCUUUGCAUGAAGAAGUAGAAACAUUUUGUGAAGCGCGUUUAUUUUCCUGGCGAAGCACACCUGAAACCGGAAAGUUUGAGAUUAUCCCUGGAACCCUUGGAUGCUUGACUCCUUGUUGAAUGCCUCUUGGUAAGUUGCAAGGGGAGUUCCUCGGUGCUUCAGUCCUUCGGCCACAUAGAGCUCUUCACUCGGCGGUCAAACAAACUUUUCAACAAGGUCUAGGAAGUAGUUUUACAAUUAAUAAAUCCCCAAGUAGAACACACGAAAACAAGUCAGAGCUGGCAGAAAAACCAGGCUAGGGAUUUGGUAUUGAGAUUUUGAAAUUGAAUUUGACCUAGCUGACCAGCUGUCAUUGAAUGAGAAAUGCAAAAAAUAUAUUUAAAAUAAUAUUAACCACUUAUAAAAUAUAUAUGUUAACUAACUAGGUGUAGACCCGCAAGAGGUCAUCGCGUAAAGUAUCUGCUUUUGCUGAGCACCAGAGUGCUAGCCAUCGCCAAAAAAUUCUAUUCAACCAGUAAACUAUAUGUAUUUGAUGUAGCUCCAUGUUUAGUACGAUCUAAGGUUGCACCGCGAAGAAUGUUGAAAAGUUUGGAUACAAAAUAACAAUUUACUGAAGCAUUGGAGGCUGCAUGCAAAGCCGAAUCAACGAGCAAUUUUAAGCCAGGGCCAACAGACUUGGACCUAAAGUGGCCUUCAAUGGGCAUCAGGUGUUGUAGCCAUUGAUUCGGGACAGCUUUUUAUGGCCAUGCCACAAAAAGCCGCACUCAAUGCUAAAACAACCAGAGCCACUGAUGCAAUUCAAUGCCACUUUUAUUCCACUCACAGGUAAACAUUUAUCGCUGACCACUAAAAGCCAAAAAAAGAAGACAAAUUGAUAGAACUGUCUAUUAAAAGACUUCCGAGUCAAAUGCAAAAAAACUAUUCAGUGUGUUGCUAGGUUUUGUAUGCAAAUUGCGGAAGAUAAAUUGUUGGUAAAGAUAUUUUGACCAGAACAAGUUAAUUUGGCAGAGAGUGAAGAGCUUUACAGGUUUAAGCGGAGUUUAAGAGUUUACCUAUUUAAAAUAUUUUGGAAGUUACAGGGUUUCAACAGCGAUAGGAAAACUUUUACUGAGCUUCAGUCAGGAACAGCUCUGUUUUUAAACUUGUUUUCUGUUUUCAUUAAACUUCAUUAUUUUUUAAAUGCCCCACCCAUUCUGGCAUCUAAUUUGCUUUUAAUUACGGUCAGCCCAGCAUAUAUCUUAAUUGCAGCCAAAACUGAACCCAUUAAGUAUUCACGCCAUUCAUUAAAAUUAUAUAACAACUUACACAAGCCACACAGACACUCUUGCCACCUCUAAUAAAUCAUGUUCAAUCGAAACAAUUAGCGAGACAAAUUAUGACAAACAAUUAGCAUUAACGAUUUUGCACUGUUGCACAUUUAUGUGAUAAAUAAUUAUACCAAAUCAAAAGCGAAAAACCCAAAUGAUAUGUAUUUAAAUGCACCACAAUUGCACUUACCCAACAAAUUGAUUAUGAGAGCAAAAACACCUGAAUUCGUAUUAGAGCCUGAUUAAUUAGUGAUUCUAUUUUACGUGCAUCGUUGUUUGUAGUAGUUGCACGAAUCAGCACAAGAAGAUUACUCCGUACAGUGGGGAAACCAGGCCGAAUCCAAUCCCAGCCAAAAUCCGACCUGGUCGGAUGGAGGGGUCCCGAGUUGGUUGGGCUGGCAGAUCAGUCUUCCACGGCACCAAGACCCCGAAUUUCAGACACCAGUAGACCCUCGUUUAGCUUCGGACGCACAGGGAGCAGUCCCAAGCCCGUCAUCAUCAGGAAUGGCCCAGUUUUAAUGGAAUCAAAUGAGUAUUUUCGAGCUAUAAACAUAAGUAGUCACAAGUACCUUAAUGCAAUUCGAAAUGUAUGCGAGGGCCGCGGGGAGCUGGGACUUCCGGCGUACCGAUGUUCCGCUCUUCCGGUGGCCACGCCCCAGGACAUGCCGCCACUAGGACAUGCAUUCCCUAAAAACACGCACUCAAUCAAGGCUUAAAAGCAAUCCGUCCUCAACUGACACUUUUGAGCGGAACCUCCACCAAACAUACAACACUCAAGCAGGCCCAGGAGUUCGACUCUAAUGUUUUUAUAGGUCUAAACUAUUGGCACACCCGCCCGACCACGCCCCCACACACGCCCACUCACGCACACCGACAAGCAAAUGCACUUAAAUUGUAAAUGUUGUGAUUAUAUGCACCGCCUCAAAGUAUGCACCAAAUUUUUGACAAAUGUAUUUUUGCACUAUUUUUAAAUGCACAUUGAAAGCGCCCAGUUUAAAGUUUAAACUAAAAUUAAACGUAUUUUAACUAAAUUAGUUCUUAAAUGUUAAACAAAAUAUAUAUACAUACAUACCUAAUCGCCUGGAGAGGGUUUUUCCUUUAACGUUCUUAUGUUAACUUAAACCAAAAGUCAAGAAAAGUCUGCGAAACAUUUUAUUCAAUCGAUAUGCAAUGUAAAUACAGAACAAGGAGGAUGGCUAAAAUGAAGUCUAAGUAAUUUAGAGAUUGUCACUAUGUAAAUAGACCAAACCGAAGGAAACCCGGACGAACAUAACAGAACAGAACGGAAGAAAAACCGAAACAAGGAGGCCAGAGUCGAGGCGACAAAGAACGAGAUGUUUUUAACUUUAAUUAGAAAGUGUUUUAUGUAUUAUGUACGUACAAGUAUAUGGUAGCCCACGCAGGAAGUCCUACUAAUAAUUUCUAAGCCAUUUAACUUGUAAAUUAUUAUGGUUAUAAAUGUGUAAUGUAUAUGAGGGCGAGCGGCAUGCGGGCGGUGCCCCAUGCGGCAUGAGAACAGCGACUCCGGCAAGAACUACCAGAUCUAUAGAUGUGUACAUGUGUGUGGUUACAAAUUCAACCCACUUCAGUUUGCCUACGAGUCAGAAUACGUGUACCAGGUGCACUGCAGUCAUAUAUGUUUCCAACUAGUGAACCCAAAAACAAACUGGAUUCGAGUUCAAGCGCAAAAACCGUAAAACCAAUAGAAACCCCCAAAAAAAAGUGAAACGAUACCAUUAUUAAUAUUGAAAUUUAAUUAUAUGCGUUUGCGGCAUAAGGAAAAAUGUAUUACCAACAAAAAUCUCUAUAUAUAUUAUACACAAACCAACUAAUUUAUGAGAUUAUAUAUAUACAUAUGACAGCAACAGAAGUAUAUGUAAAAUUAAAUAAAAACGAAGCCUCAGUCAGUAUAAACA